AGGAAGUAGAGGAGUAGAAGAAACAAAUAUCUCUGCUUCUACGAAACUCUCACACUGAGUCCACAAUUCAGUUUUUUUGAUCGAUUGAUCAUGAUAAUGAAACCCAAUUCCACUCUCUAACUGCUUAUCUUUGUCUCUACUCGCUUCGUUUUCCCUCAAGAGAGUGAUUCAAUGGAGAAACAUCUGGAAGAUACUAAAAUGGGUCGUUCUGAAGGGGCCUUUAAGAUUCCAUCGGUCAAUGUUCCUAGAAAAUUAGAGAAUACUGCAUGGGGAAUCUUUCGUACAGCUGAGGCUUAUCAUGCAUCAAGUGAUACUAGCUUGUUUUCAAGCUCAUUGCCGGUCCUUCCACAUGAAAAGUUGAAUUUUACUGAUUCGGGGCACUUGCGUCAGUCUGUUGAUGAUAGCUUGCCCAAUCUAAUUAAAGUUGAACAAGACAUUGAGUUUAAAGAUCCACUUGAAAAUGCUGAAUCAAAUUCGUUCAGAAUUACACUUCCUGAUGAUGAAGAUGAGCUGUUAGCCGGCUUAACAGAUGAUUUUGAUCUAAGUCGGUUGCCUAGUCAUCUGGAGGAGAUGGAAGACUAUGAUCUCUUUGGCAGUGGCGGCGGAAUGGAAUUGGAUUUUGAAUCGCAAGAUAACCUUGGUAUCAGUUUGUCAAAGCUAAGCAUAUCUGAUGGGGUUAGUCCAAAUGGUAUUGGUCAUUAUGCUCUUCCAAAUGGAGCGGGAACUGUGGCCGGAGAACAUCCUUAUGGGGAGCAUCCGUCAAGAACCUUGUUCGUCAGAAAUAUCAAUAGUAAUGUUGAGGACUCCGAAUUGAGAUCUCUAUUUGAGCAAUAUGGAGAUAUCAGAACUUUAUAUACUGCCUGCAAGCACAGGGGAUUUGUGAUGAUUUCAUACUAUGAUAUUCGAUCUGCUCGCACUGCAAUGCGUACAUUACAGAACAAGCCCUUGAGACGAAGAAAACUUGACAUUCAUUUUUCAAUUCCCAAGGAUAACCCUUCAGAAAAGGAUAUCAACCAAGGAACUCUUGUAGUUUUCAAUUUGGAUGCAUCAGUGUCAAAUGAUGACCUUCGACAGAUAUUUGGGGCUUAUGGAGAAGUCAAGGAGAUCCGAGAAACACCACACAAGAGACACCAUAAAUUCAUAGAGUUUUAUGAUGUUAGAGCUGCGGAGGCAGCUUUAAGAGCACUAAAUAGGAGUGACAUAGCUGGGAAACGUAUAAAGCUUGAACCCAGCCGCCCUGGUGGAGCUCGAAGAAACUUGAUGCAGCAACUAAGUCAAGAGCUUGACCAAGAUGAAACUCGUAGUUUCCGACAUCAAGUGGGUUCACCGAUGACCAACUCUCCUCCAGGUACCUGGGCACAAAUUGGAAGCCCCAUUGAACAUAAUCAGUUUGGUUUUAGCAAGUCCCCUGGUGUGGGAAGCCUGAGUCCUGUUGACAGCAACCAUUUACCUGGGUUAGCUUCACUUCUUCCGACUCAUGUUCCUAACUCCCCAAAGAUUGCACCUAUUGGUAAAGACCAAGGAAGGUUGAACCAUACAAGUCAGAUAUUUAGUAACUCCACUUCAACGCCAGGAGCAACAUAUCAGCAUUCUCAUUCCUUUCCUGAGCAGAAGUUAAGCACUAGUCCAGGUCCUAUCUCAUAUGGCGAGUCGAAUUCAAAUUCAUCAGGUAUUGGAACGUUGUCAGGUCCUCAGUUUCUCUGGGGAAGCCCAACUCCUUAUUCCGAGCCCAAGUCUUCUGCCUGGCCAACAUCAUCUGUGGGACGUCCCUUUUCUUCUGGUGGACAGGGACAAGGUUUUCCAUUCACUAGCAGGCAAAGCUCUUUCCUCAGUUCACAUAACCAUCAUGUGGGAUCUGCUCCAUCUGGUGUUCCUCUGGAUAGGCAUUUUGGCUACUUCCCUGAAUCACCUGAAACAUCCCUCAUGAAUCCAGUGUUUGGGGGCAUGGGUUUAAGCCGCAACAAUGGUAAUUACAUGAUGAACAUGGGAGGUCGUGCAAAUUUGAAUGCUGGUGUCGGUCUUCCUGGAAACAUUAGUGAUAAUGGCUCUCCUAGUUUUAGAAUGAUGUCGAUGCCAAAGCAUAGUCCUGUGUACCUUGGGAAUGGUUCUUACACUGGACCUGCAACAACCAUCAGUGAGCUAUUUGCCGAUCGUGGUAGGAGUCGGCGGGUUGAGAAUAGUGGGCCUCAAGUUGAUAGCAAAAAGCAGUAUCAACUUGAUUUAGACAAAAUUCUCCGCGGGGAAGACAGUAGAACUACUUUAAUGAUCAAAAACAUCCCAAAUAAGUACACUUCUAAAAUGCUGCUGGCUGCUAUUGAUGAAAAUCACCAGGGUACAUACGAUUUUCUGUACUUGCCAAUCGACUUUAAGAAUAAGUGCAAUGUGGGUUAUGCCUUCAUCAAUAUGGUGUCUCCUUCCCACAUUGUUGCCUUUUAUGAGGCAUUUAAUGGCAAGAAGUGGGAGAAGUUUAACAGUGAAAAGGUUGCUUCGCUGGCUUAUGCACGUAUCCAGGGUAAAGCUGCCCUUGUGACUCAUUUUCAGAAUUCAAGCCUCAUGAAUGAGGACAAGCGUUGCCGGCCUAUCCUCUUCCACUCAGAGGGCCAAGAGACUGGUGACGAGGAAACAUACCUCUCCAGAAAUCUGAACAUAUGCAUACGGCAGCCAGAUGGCUCUUAUGUGGGUGACUCAUUGGACAGUCCAAAGGGGAAUCUGGAUGAGAAUCCAGAUAACGAAUAACAAUGGAUGCCUGAGGGAGGAUUGGGCUGCUAACUUCUGCACAGUUAACUGUACAAAGUAGAGAAGACUUCGGGGUGUGGGGUAUGUAAUAACUUAUGGCUAGCGUCUGCUUUUGAGUGCUGGAUACUUCUGAUAUUUCUAGAGAAGGUAUCAAGGGAAAGCGGCAGAGAGCAUUUUGUUCAUUUGUAGAGUACAAAUUGUUAUUCAACCACGGGAGUAGAAUAAGGUGAAGCAUAUUGCUGAAUUGUGUAGUCCUCUGCGGCCAUAUGCAUUACUCAACUGUGUGCAGAAUCUCCCCUGGCUUCUUUUCUUCUUUUUAAUUUUAUGUUAUGGGUCUUUUUCAUCCCAUUUGCAAAUACAAUCGCAUGUGUAUAUGGUCAAAUGCCCUGUUGGAUAUUAGGGCUCAGGGCUGUUUCAAAAAGGGAAAAAAAGAAAAAGAAAAAAAAAGGGUUGUAUAGAUGGGAGACAGUCAUCUUGUUCAUAUUGUAUCUGGUCUUGUCAUGUACUGAAGAAAAAAGUCGUAUUAAUAUAUGGCUGGCUGUACAG
Messenger RNA from Fragaria vesca subsp. vesca, 3282 nucleotides. RefSeq names its product protein MEI2-like 2-like. Lineage: Eukaryota; Viridiplantae; Streptophyta; Magnoliopsida; Rosales; Rosaceae. The record is from RefSeq and is a predicted model, not a curated record. The transcript has 13 exons. Gene Ontology annotation, molecular function: RNA binding. Bases 172 to 2736 code for a protein of 854 amino acids.